GCGGCGGGUGCGGAGCGCGGCGUGGCGGAGCGCGACGAUGCCCGAGGCCACGCGGUGCGGCAGCGGCAGCAGGGCCGAGUCGGACUCCGACUGCCCCAUGGACACCGAGGCGGCCCUGGAGAGCGGCCGCCGGCGCCACAAGAAGGAGAAGAAAGAGAAGAAAUCUAAACGCCGGGACAAGUUUCAGAGGGGGAAGGCUCCGACAGAUGAAAGCGAGGAGUCGGAUGAGGAGGUUUAUACCCCGAAAGUCAAGAAGUCGAAGGGUGUCAGUAAACAGAACGGUCACGCGAGAGAAGAAAGCCUGGAGAAACCGAAAUUGUCUUCCUUAAACAACAGCAAAUCCUCCCGCAAGAGCCGGCAGAGCAGUUCUAGUGAGACAUCAAGUGACAGCGAGAGCGAGAGUGAGCAGGAGCAGGAGCUGAGUGGCGAACAGAAGGAGGGGGCUUUCUCCAAUUUUUCUAUUUCCAAAGAAACUGUCCAGCUUCUUCAAGCUCGAGGAGUGACGUACCUGUUUCCCGUGCAAGUGAAGACCUUCAACCCAGUGUUUUCUGGCAAAGAUGUCAUUGCUCAGGCACGAACUGGAACAGGAAAAACAUUCUCUUUUGCCAUUCCCUUAAUUGAAAAGCUUCAGGGAGAGUCCCAGGAAAGAAGACGAGGCCGUCCACCCAAGGUUCUAGUUCUUUGUCCAACAAGAGAGCUGGCAAAUCAAGUUGCCAAAGAUUUCAAGGACAUCACAAGGAAGCUGACAGUAGCUUGUUUUUACGGAGGAACUCCAUAUAAUGGACAAAUUGAUCUCAUGAGAAGCGGCAUUGACAUUUUGGUUGGGACACCUGGUCGUAUCAAAGACCAUCUUCAGAAUGGCAAACUGGACCUCACCAAGGUGAAACACGUUGUGCUUGAUGAAGUUGACCAGAUGCUGGACAUGGGGUUUGCUGAGCAAGUGGAAGACAUUUUACGAGUUGCAUACAAGAAGGACUCUGAAGACAAUCCCCAGACGCUGCUGUUUUCUGCCACUUGCCCGCACUGGGUGUAUGAUGUGGCCAAGAAAUACAUGAAGUCUAGAUAUGAACAGAUUGACCUUAUUGGGAAAAGAACUCAAAAGGCUGCUACAACAGUAGAACAUUUGGCAAUAGAGUGUCACUGGUCUCAGAGAGCUGCAGUUAUUGGGGAUGUCAUCCAGGUCUACAGUGGCAGCCACGGGAGGACCAUUGUGUUCUGUGAGACCAAAAAGGAAGCAAAUGAACUGGCUCUGAAUGCUUCCAUCAAACAGGAUUGCCAGUCAUUGCAUGGUGACAUUCCUCAGAAGCAAAGAGAGAUCACACUGAAAGGUUUUAGAAACGGUUCAUUUAAAGUUCUGGUUGCAACCAACGUAGCUGCCCGUGGUUUAGAUAUCCCAGAAGUUGACCUGGUUGUACAAAGCUCACCACCAAAGGAUGUGGAGUCCUACAUCCACCGCUCUGGGCGCACGGGUCGAGCUGGGCGCACGGGGAUCUGCAUCUGCUUUUACCAGCGGAAGGAGGAGUACCAGCUGAGACACGUGGAACAAAAAGCGGGCAUUUCGUUCAAGCGCGUUGGUGUUCCUACUGCAACAGACAUAAUAAAGGCUUCCAGCAAAGACGCCAUGAGGUGCCUGGAUUCCGUUCCUCAGACAGCUAUUGAGUAUUUCAGAGAAUCUGCUCAGUUGCUGAUAAAAGAAAAGGGACCAGUUAAUGCUCUGGCUGCAGCUCUGGCCCAUAUUUCAGGGGCUACUUCCAUCGAGCAGCGCUCGCUGCUGAACUCAGAUGCGGGCUUCGUUACAAUGAUCCUACGCUGCUCCGAAGAAAUAAACAACAUGAGCUACGCCUGGCGAAGGCUGCGAGAAGUGCUGGGUGACGAUGUCGAUCGGAAGGUGAACAGAAUGUGUUUCCUCAAGGGAAAAAUGGGUGUGUGCUUCGACGUUCCUGCAGCAGACCGAAAAGAAAUAGAGGAAAAAUGGGAAGAUUCCAAACACUGGCGUUUGUGCGUGGCAACUGAAUUACCUGAGUUGGUGGAAUCCUUGCGAGGAGGAGGAGGAGGAGGAGGAGGAGGAGGAGGUGGGGGAGGAGGAAACGGCCGAAGCUUCUCAAGCUCCAGGAAUGGGCGGCGUGGUGGCUCGGGUAGAAACAGAUUCAGGGGCAGAGGCCAGAAACGAAGCUUCAGCAGAGCAUUUGAACAUUAACUUCUUCAACAAUCCAGAAAAAAAAACAGGACUAAAGUAUUUUAUAUAUUAUAUUAUACUAGGCUGUUUCUGUGUGUUUGUACCAUCGGGGAAAAUAUUUCAUUAAAAUACUUUUUUUUGUCAGUACUACUUUGUUCAUAAAUAAGAUUCUGUUCAUUUAAAAAAAGAACCCCAAACCAAAAAUCCCACAAAAAACCCACAAGAAAAAAAAAAAAGUUUCCUUUGUUUCUCAUACCGUUUCUCAUAUUGCUAUUUGAAUUUUUCCAGAAUAUGUCUAUUGCGUUCAAAACUGUAGCCUGGUUCACUGUAUAAUAUAUAGAUCUUAAUUGCUGCUCAAACCUGUACAUUUUCUGAUAAAAUUAAAUAUUAUUUUACAACUUCA
Empidonax traillii (willow flycatcher) is the source of this 2579-nucleotide messenger RNA. RefSeq names its product nucleolar RNA helicase 2-like. NCBI's taxonomy places the organism in Eukaryota, Metazoa, Chordata, Aves, Passeriformes, Tyrannidae. Bases 38 to 2197 code for a protein of 719 amino acids. The record is from RefSeq and is a predicted model, not a curated record. The transcript has 15 exons. Gene Ontology annotation, molecular function: RNA binding; ATP binding; RNA helicase activity.